AUGUCCGGCAUAGCUUCUGUGUUCUGCCAUUUGAGAUUUGAGAUUGGAUUCCAGAAGCAUUUCUCGUACGAUAACAAAAUGCAUAAACUCGGCCACCACCCCAAACUCGUGGUCGAGCCCCAUCAUUGGGAAGGUGGUGUGCCUGUAUUCUGUCCUUCUGAGAACGAGUUUGAAAACUUUUACAAUUUCAACAAGGCCAUUAACAAGUACGGAAUGCAGUCUGGAAUCGUCAAAGUUAUUCCUCCUCGCAACUGGAAGAAGUCUGUGCAACGCUGCUAUAACAACGAAACCCUAGACAACAUCAAGAUCAAAAAUCCAAUUGUUCAGCAUAUAAAUGGGUCGAGUUCCGGCGUAUAUUCGCAGCAGAAUAUUGAAAAGUCAAGAACUUAUAGUAUCUACCAAUGGAAAGAGCUCUCGGAAAAGUCCAAUUACCAGCCACCUGCUCACCGGGGCAAAGAAAGGGAACAUACCAAAAGCAGUGGACGCCAGAAAACCAGAAAUGAUGGAAAAAACCAUCACCCCACCUCGGUGGUUCAUAUCAAUACCGAUGAUUUCACGCCAGAGAGAUGUACAGAGUUGGAAAAGGCAUACUGGAAAUCACUCACGUACGCCGAACCUAUGUAUGGCGCCGAUGUUCUGGGGUCUUUAUUCAGCAAAAAAGUCAAGUCAUGGAACGUUGCGUCGUUGCCCAAUGUUUUGGACCUAAUGGAAACCAAGCUCCCCGGAGUCAACGAUGCUUACUUGUACGCUGGUCUUUGGAAGGCUACUUUUGCAUGGCACUUGGAAGACCAGGACUUGUAUUCAAUCAACUACAUCCACUUUGGUGCCCCCAAACAGUGGUACUCCAUACCUCAGGAAGAUGCUGGCCGAUUCCAUGAUCUUAUGAAGGACACCUUCAGCGAGGAGUACAGAAAUUGCAGUGAGUUUUUGAGGCAUAAAACCUUUUUGGUUUCGCCUCAAUUUCUCGAGAAAAACAACAUUCAAUGCAAUAGAAUAGUGCACAAUCAAGGCGAGUUCAUGAUCACCUAUCCUUAUGGAUACCAUGCCGGUUUCAACUAUGGCUACAAUCUUGCUGAGUCUGUCAAUUUCGCUCUCGACGACUGGUUCCCCAUAGGCAAAGUCACCAAGAAAUGUGAAUGCAUUUCUGAUUCCGUUGGUAUUAAUGUUGAAGAAUUGCUCUGUAAAUUCAAAGGUGUUCCUUACAAGUACAAGCUGCCUGAAAUCGAAGAGAAUGAGUCUCUGGAGACCGAGGAACCAGAAGAGAAGACCAACGUACCUUCUCGAAAGCGUUCUAGAGUGAAGACAUCCAAAUUUGAUGCAAGAUUUGAAUGUGCAAUAUGUCCUAUACAAAUACCUGAUCAGUUCAAGGUGUCGCUCUUUUCUCUACUUGAGGUUGAGUCUCCGAAAUCAAAGAGAAACCUUCAUGUCCACAAGCUUUGCGCCCAAAUGUUCCCAGACCAAUUGACCAUCAAGGAAGAUACCGUACAUGGACUUGAGAAUAUCUCCAACGCCCAAAGAUCACUCAAUUGUUCAUUCUGUGCCCGCAAGUACGGUGCCUGUUUUCAGUGCGAGCAUCCCAAAUGUUUCAGACUGUUCCAUGGCUGCUGUGGAGUCUUCGGUGGAGUCAACUAUGCUUCUCCUAUAGGGCAGAAAACCGGGGAUAAAACUCUCUGCCAUUUACAUCGACCCAAGGAGUCCGAUGUGAAAGAUAAGGCAGAUGUCCCUAGAGGAGCAGUAGUACAGUUCAGGCUCAAGAAAGACCCAAAGAAAAUAGUUAGCGGUUACGUUUCUGCCAAUUCCGUCAACGAAGAGUCCAUGGAUAUCAUUCCUUUAUUUGGAGACGAUGCUGCGUUCGAAGUGUUCUAUACUGAUGUUCUUAGCGGCUGGAUCAAUAUGGGGUUGACCGACACUAUUCUUCGUUCUCGUAACGUUCCUUCGACCAAACCAACGAGGAAAAAGCCAAAGAUUGAAGACCAAGUGCUAGAUGAUAACCAAGUUACGGGACUCGAGAAUGAAAAUCUCACGCUUAUGACUUAUGAAAACUAUUUUACCGAGGUGGGAGUAUUUCCUACAAUCAGAACCAACUACCACCAGGUGGAGUUUUGGUACCAUCUUCCUGACGAAUCAUCUCGAGAAGUAGCAAGGUACUCGAAUAACCACAAAUCUCGUAUACCCAACGAUGAACGGUACCUCAGGUCUCAGAAGAGGCAGAGCCGACAGAAACGAAGCAGCGAAUCACCUUCAAAUUCUGGCAGAGAAAAAUUGUUGAAGCAUUCAGAGUAUAUGCCUCUGGUUGCAUGGGGGCCUGUGAUGAUGCCAAUGGCGGGUCCAAUGGCAGGAAGGAGUCCUAUGGUUAUUGCUCAAGCAAAUACCUCUCAUCACAGAGAACCACUUCAUCCAGUAUCUAUGAGGGCAGAAGUUCAUCACUGA
This is a messenger RNA of Meyerozyma guilliermondii ATCC 6260, 2430 nucleotides long. RefSeq lists its product as uncharacterized. Gene Ontology annotation, molecular function: histone H3K36 demethylase activity; histone H3K9 demethylase activity. Gene Ontology annotation, biological process: chromatin remodeling. Bases 1 to 2430 code for a protein of 809 amino acids. NCBI's taxonomy places the organism in Eukaryota, Fungi, Ascomycota, Pichiomycetes, Serinales, Debaryomycetaceae. Gene Ontology annotation, cellular component: nucleus. The transcript has a single exon. The record is from RefSeq and is a predicted model, not a curated record.